UUCAGUGGGGAAAAUCUUCCUUUCGAAAAGAAAAAUAACAAACACACAACUUUCCCCCCUUUUAAGCCCAUACUGCUUCUUCCAAGGUUGACGCUUCUCCUUCUCUGACCCGAACAGCCACCAAGCCACGUCCCCAUGGAUGAAUGGGAAGCCCCUCAGUGGAAGAAGGAAGUCGAAAGCCUUAAGUACCAGCUGGCUUACAAGAGGGAGAUGUCCUCAAAAACGAUCCCCGAAUUUCUUAAGUGGAUAGAAGAUGGCAUUCCAGAAGAUCCAUUUCUGAACCCAGAGCUGAUGAAGAACAAUCCGUGGGUGGAAAAGGGGAAAUGCACCAUCCUCUAACCCAUUGCCUCGCAAAAUUUCGUCCACAAUGAAUAAAAAUGGCUUCCUUUUGAGUUACUCAAAAUUGCAUGAAAACUUAAUGUAUAAAGUUUUUAUUUUAGUUCCUCACGAUGGCUAAACUCGCACUUUUACUGCCCCU
Lacerta agilis (Sand lizard) is the source of this 478-nucleotide messenger RNA. It is a transcript of the gene GNG13, whose product is annotated as G protein subunit gamma 13. Bases 136 to 339 code for a protein of 67 amino acids. Gene Ontology annotation, biological process: sensory perception of taste; phospholipase C-activating G protein-coupled receptor signaling pathway. Gene Ontology annotation, molecular function: G-protein beta-subunit binding. Gene Ontology annotation, cellular component: heterotrimeric G-protein complex. The transcript is spliced from 3 exons. Lineage: Eukaryota; Metazoa; Chordata; Lepidosauria; Squamata; Lacertidae. The record is from RefSeq and is a predicted model, not a curated record.